UUUAAUCCUUAACUACUUCCAUGAGUUGACACUGCAGGUCACUUGCACUGAUCUAGGAACAGUGUUAGAUACUGAAAUGUGCCUCAUGCAAUGAAAGGGGAAAUUCAAUUGUGAUCCCUGUUCAGCUGUAACAAGAAGCUCCUACCAACACCCCGCUCUGUUACUCUAAGUGGAUAAUCUGAUCUAAGAGUGAGUUUCCUGUGCAUCAACCAUGGCUCUGGUCAAUACUAGCUGCAGGACUCCAGGAACAUUAAUUUAACAGUGAUUGAAACGGGUAAUGUGAUUUCUUCUGAAAUGAUGGAAUCGGGGCCUAUUUGGCUUGGGAUACCAAGAUAAAUUGGGAAGUUAUUUGGAAUCUAGAAGUUUGGACAAUGUGUGACAUGCGACGGUCUCAAAGCUGGAAUGGCAGUGAACUUAUGGUGGAAAUUAAUACAAACUCGGCAUUACCCAGAUGGGGCAGAAGAGUUAUUGCACCAACUUUGUAUGGUAAGCCACAACCAGGAGACCUUAUUGAGAUUUUUCGAGGGACAUACCAACACUGGGGUUUAUACAUUGGCGAGGGUGACAUCAUUCACCUUGCACCUCCUUGUGAGACUGCAGGAGCUGGGCCUAACUGCUUGAUGUCCGUUCUAUGUGACAAGGCCAUAGUGAUGCGCGAGGGGCUACACCAGGUGGUGGGCCGUGACAGAUUCCAUGUCAACAACCUUCUAGACUCUAAGCACAAGCCAAGGAGCAUAUGUGUCAUUCUGCGUGACGCGCUUAGUCUGGCUGGCCUAGAGAUGCCCUACUGUGUUCUGAGAGGAAACUGCGAACACUUUGUAACAGAGUUGAGAUAUGGGAGAGCGGAGUCACGACAGAUUCAUUGUGCAGUGAAGAUUGGUGUGAGGACCAUGGCCAUUGGCAUGAAGGUUCUAACUAACGCAUCAAACGUCACCAGAAAAAAAGAAAAGUCUUUGAAAAUCAUCCCGAAACUGUGAAAGCAGGAGAACGUUUGUGCCUUUCCUUUGGAACCAAGCUUAAGACAUGUAUAAUUUGGCUGGCUGCCAGUUUCUGUUCUGAACCGCGGAACAAAUCAUACACAGUACACACCUGCAGGCACCACAUCACUAUUUUUUUUUAUCAUUUCUUUCUUCAUUGGUUUUCAUGCUCAUGAAAGGCUCAUUUCACUAGACCCACAUUUUCACCCUUUAUUUACAGGCACAAUAACAGACUCAUAUGAACUGCUUUACUCUUUAAAUGAACUGUAUGACAUUCUUACAUUGGACCUAUUAUACUUUCCAGUAUAUUACAUGAUGAAGUUACACUGCAAAGGUACUUUUAAGAUGCCAUAA
Messenger RNA from Pygocentrus nattereri (red-bellied piranha), 1331 nucleotides. RefSeq names its product phospholipase A and acyltransferase 4-like. NCBI's taxonomy places the organism in Eukaryota, Metazoa, Chordata, Actinopteri, Characiformes, Serrasalmidae. Gene Ontology annotation, cellular component: cytoplasm. Gene Ontology annotation, biological process: N-acylphosphatidylethanolamine metabolic process. The record is from RefSeq and is a predicted model, not a curated record. The transcript has 4 exons. The coding region runs from base 372 to 977 and encodes 201 amino acids. Gene Ontology annotation, molecular function: A2-type glycerophospholipase activity; glycerophospholipid phospholipase A1 activity.